Psilocybe cubensis is the source of this 1122-nucleotide messenger RNA. RefSeq lists its product as uncharacterized. Bases 1 to 1122 code for a protein of 373 amino acids. The transcript is spliced from 3 exons. Lineage: Eukaryota; Fungi; Basidiomycota; Agaricomycetes; Agaricales; Agrocybaceae. The record is from RefSeq and is a predicted model, not a curated record. Gene Ontology annotation, cellular component: nucleolus; small-subunit processome. Gene Ontology annotation, biological process: maturation of SSU-rRNA from tricistronic rRNA transcript (SSU-rRNA, 5.8S rRNA, LSU-rRNA).
AUGGAUACAAAAAAUCAAGACUUUAUCGAGGUCAUGGAAACGAUGACAAGCAGUCUUUCAGCCGCUCGGGCAGCACUCAAAACCAUAAAACAAAGCCAGCAGAAUUUGGAUGUAAAGGAUGGAAUAUCUCUUCUGUCGCUCAAACAUCAUGUAUUUCUAUCGUAUCUGCAGUCGCUGGUUUUAGUUUCGGCCCAACGCGUUUUGGGCAAAACUCUGACUGAACGUUCCCCUCCUUCUGAAUCAUUUGGCAGCAAGGAGAGAGAAGCUCGAGGGAAUAAUCCCGGCGAUUUGAUCGACUCCAUGAUUGAAAAUCGAGUUGUCUUGGAAAAGAUCGACGUAUUGGAGAGUAAAAUGCGGUAUCAGAUUGAAAAGCUCGUUCGCCUCGCAGAUGAACCAGGGCAAAGCACAAAAGACAUAGAAGACCCUCUCGCCUUCAAACCAAAUCCAAUGUCGCUCAUGCAGACAGACGUACCUGCUCAGGAAGAAUCGUCUGCGCAAAAUCAUCGCGAAUCUACAAAUGACGACCAGGGCGAUGGCAUCUACCGCCCACCACGCCUUGCGCCUAUGCCUUAUGUAGAAAAAUCUAAAAACAAAGAGCGCCGUAACAGGGCUCCCGUCCCUUCUGCUCUCGCCAAUCUGGCUGUGGAUCCUUCUCAACCUUUUGUGGAAUCUACAUCGGGUCUUGGCGGUGCUCCGUCUCUCGCUUCAGGUCGCGCUCAAUACCUUAAGCGACUUAAAGAUUUCGAAGAGGAUAACUUCACGCGUGUCAUCAUGAAGAAAAGCGAUGCUAAGCGCCGUGCAAGAGACGAAGAAGACCUGGCUCUUGGCGGUGACCUUGGUGGCGGAUCAGGACACAGAGCUCGUAGGGGAGCUGGAACCCUGGAUGAUGAAUUUAGUGAAGUUCUACGGAGUGUGAGUCGAGUCACUGGAGGUCGCGGUCAAGGCGAUGGGUACGAAGAACUAAGAAAACGCGGAAAGAAGAUGGAUGUCCUUGAAAGAAGCCGGACAGGAAAGAAACGCGAUGCUCCUGGUGACGAAGGUCAAGAAACUCAGAGAAUGAAGAAAAGAAGUCGUUUCGAAUUGGAGACCAAGGUUGCAAAGAAGAAAAUUGCAAAACGCUAA